Chironomus riparius is the source of this 3065-nucleotide messenger RNA. Lineage: Eukaryota; Metazoa; Arthropoda; Insecta; Diptera; Chironomidae. The record is from the annotation of a GenBank genome assembly.
GAUUUUUCAUUUUCAGUUUUAAUUGAAAUUCGGAACAGCGGAGAUUGUGCUUUGGGGCACAAUGUGGAUUUUUUCUGUCCUUUUUAUUCAAAUUGUUCUCGUGCAUUGUCUACGGGGACGAGUUUCGAUACGAUCUGAUAAUUUGUCAGAUAGCAAUCAAGUGAAUUGUGGUCACAAUUAUCAAAGUAAUUGUCUUAUUGAAGCCACUUUCAGCAAUUCAUUGUCGAAUGAAACGAUCGAUGUUCUUGUUAAUUGUACGAAUGACAAUGACGCUGUGAUGUCCAAGAAGAUGCAAAAUCAAUUUUCAAAAAUUGAAAAAAUUAUAUGGAACGGAUGUUAUGCUGUGAACAAUGUGAAAUUUUUUGGCUUAAGAAAAAUCUCAAAUCGGAAAGAUGUGAAAAUGUUAAAAAUAGAAAAGUUUACGGUAGAUACAAUUGAGAUUGGGACAUUCGAUGAGUUUACGCAAUUGAGAAUUUUAUCAUUCGAGUUCAAUUUUAUCGAAUAUUUAUUAUCGUCAUGCUUCAGAGGACUGGAAAAUUUGUUCAUGUUACAAAUGAUUGAAAACAAUUUGAAACGGAUCAGUCCGGAGACAUUGGGCGUUCUUACAAAAUUAAAUACCCUACAAAUUGUCGAUAGGACCUUAUUUAUAGCUAAUCAUCAAUUUACUUCGAAUCAAAUUGUCGAGAAUGUCGCAAUAGAUAUUUAUUACAUUGAAAUGGAUCUCAUGGAGCAUCUUUUCAAUCACGUUCAAAAUUUAUCAAUUUUAUUAUCAUUCAAUGACGAUGAUCAUGAUAACGAAUUAGUUGAAUGUGAUGUGCGAAUGAUUGGAUAUGAGACGAAGUGGAUGAUUGAAAAUUUAAGACUGGACAACAUAAGAUGUCAAUUUAUUGCUGAGCAUGUUGAGACACUCAAGAGUCUUGAGUUGAGAAAAAUUGAAAAAUUCGGAAUUGAACUUAAAAAUUUAAUAAAUCUCAAAAAUUUAACAAUUUCAUUUUGUGACUUGAAAGAGCUGACAACAAAUUUACUAGCUGGUGACUUUAAUGAACUUGAAUAUUUAGAUUUAAGUCACAACAAAUUGUCAACAAUCAACAUGUCAAUUUUCCAUUCAUUCACGAAAUUAAAACAAAUAAAUUUCAACAGCAAUCACAUCCACACACUCGAUGAACUGGACCAUCCGAACAUAUUAAAUAUUCAUAUUCAUGUCGAUUAUAAUUCAUUAGAUUGUGAAUGGCUUACAAGCAUCUCAUCACACGAUAUUUUCGACAAUUUCAUUUAUGUUAGGAAUUUCAAAUUCAUAAAUGUAAAUGGCCUACAAUGUUCACUUCAUCAGCAGCAAUCAAUGUCGAGGGUGGCAUUAUCACUUCUUUCAACACAUUCGUCUGUUGCCAGCAUAACGGAAUUUCAUGAUGAAAAUUUCAAUGUUAAGCCGAAAAUAUUCGCAUUUAUUAUAUGUUGUACGUUCCUACUGGGUAUUGCCAUUACAUUUAUUCUCAUCUACACGUACAACAGAAUACAGUUGUUGAACCAUCAGCCAUUUUACCACAUGUUGCGUGACUCCCUCAUUCGACCGUUUUCCAGUGCACGUGAUACACUCGCAAGUGAUUUUAAAGGAAUCAUUUUUAGGAAUUUACCACCGACAAAUUAUGAGCAUCCAAUUUCCACUGAAAAAUUUGAUGAUACAGAACUGAGCGAGUUGAAUGAAAAUAUUUAUGAAGAGAUACCGCAUAAGCACGCAUGAUUUUUCCUGACUGUUCCUUGGAGCUUUUUUUUCCGGUUACUAACAAAAUAUUACUUCAUAAAGGUAUUCAUUUCACGCAAAUCGGAGCAUCCUUGCUUUUCUCCUUUUUUUAUUUGGGGUGCAUGUCAAUGUUUCUGACCUUUCUCAAUCUUCAUUUCAACCGGAGCAUUAGGAUAGAUGAGAAAAUUUGCAUUCGAAAAAAAAAAUUCUCAGUAAUGAAAGUCAACGAUAUCCUCAACUGAGCUUGUGUUGCGUCAAUCAUGCCCCAAACAUUCAUCAUGAUUUUUUUUAACAUGAAAAUGAGGUCAGCUCAUUUUGCAACCGUAAUUGAGAAUUUUUGGUGUAAUUUUGCAGAUAGACAUGAUAGAUGAGUUGAGUUCUGAUAUUGCCUUGACAUUUGCAACAUUCCAUCAUCUUUUGCUGUAUUUGAUGAAGAAUUUUCAAAUUUGAAAUUUUCUGGAGAUUGAAAUUUAAUAUCAAUCGAGAAUUCAAAGAUUUUAGUUGAGUACAAAAAUGUUUACGAAUUAAUCCCGGCAGCAAUAGGAAUGCUAGAUAUUUAACAGUCAACGAAUGUUUCAUUAAUUUUUGCUUCAUAUAAAUCUAAGCCUAGAUUAAAUUUCAACAUUGUAUCAUAGAAGUUGGAUGUUCCUGCAUAACUAAGCUAUAUUAAAUGUAUGAAAAGCUAUUUUCGGAUUAUUUUCCUAAAUUUGAUGCACAACAAAAUUCAAAGAAUAUGCUACAUCGACAACCUGCGGACGUCUAAAAUGGUUCAAAAGUUUAAUAUUGUUACACAAAAAAAAAUCUAGAAAUUUCAUUUUGCCAAGUGAAUAAAACAAAAACUAAAACAUGAUGUCUAUACAUCCCUCAGAACUCAAUUGAAUAGUUGACAGAUAUUUAAUAAACUUUUUUUUGAAUAAUAAAAUUGAUUCUAGAUUGAAAAUUGUUAGGUGGAAAACAUGUGUUGGUUCCGAAGGUAACAAAAUUUUGUCAAACAACGCAUUGCCAUCCUGAUGCAGCUGUUCUCAUACCUUUUUUAAAUGUGACAGACUUUUAUUAUAUUCGCGACACCUUUAAAGCUAUUAGGAAUACUAAUGUGUGUCAACGAAAAUAGUUUGCGCAACACUGUCUUAAUGAAAUCAUUGCUACCAUAAAUAAAUUGAAUGUGCAUGUAGGAGAAUGAUUGCAUUUGAUUCAUAGUGCUUUUUAGGAUAAUACCUUGAAUGCUGAUGUCCUGUAAAUAAUUGAGAUCAUAUGCUGCUUGAAAAUUUCGAAAGUCAAUGAAACAAAACUUUGUUCUUGUAUUUUUAUUUGAAUAAAAGUUCAAAAC